AGUUUUUAAACUACAGAAGGCGAAGCUUGAUCUGACCUUUCUCGAGGACUGUAAAAAGAACUCGGUGAUCCCAAAGUUUUUGAAUUUUAAACUUGCCAACCGUUAUCUACAAAAUUCAAAUGCAUAUUUACAAUGCCAACGCAAGUUAUUGAAUCAAGAAAUAUCGAUCAAACAUUCCAGAAUAACUGUCCUAUCCCUUGAAGUUACUGAAGCACUCUCGAAGCUAACCGCACUAGUUUCUACUAUCGAUGCAAUACAUCUUAGAUCUGUUUGUGAUCGUGAAAACUCCGCCAAACUACGUCAUCAUGAGAGAAUCCAACAAAAGAAACUUUUUCGUUUGUGUGGUGAUGCGUCUAAAUCUUCAACACCAGAUCCUGACAAU
Molecule: messenger RNA, 382 nt
Organism: Paramuricea clavata
Lineage: Eukaryota; Metazoa; Cnidaria; Anthozoa; Malacalcyonacea; Plexauridae
Source: the annotation of a GenBank genome assembly